GCUAGGGAGGAAGGCUACGGUCUCGAGAGCCGGAGUCUCCUAGGGAGAGGGGGUGGGAAAGUUCUGGUAAUAAAGCCCGAGUUCUGGGAGGUGGCUGAGCUGCCCUGAGUCCCUGGUCAGGCUUCAUCUCUGGCGGAGAAAGGGGAGGGAAUCUAAGUGAGGGUGGAUGAAGAAACCAUCCUAUCUGUUCACCUCGGGCCCAUGAUAGAGUCAAAACAAGGCCUGGAGCGGCAUAUAUUAAACAACUAGAGGUGGACUAUUCUCCUCCAUCCCAGGCUCUCUCUCCAUUACUGCUUUGCCUGCCCUUAGCCGAAGGUGAAUAGCUCAGAGCCCUAACUGGGAGAAAGUAAAGGAUUCUUUGGGAGCUCAGCAAGUUGCCACAGACAUGAUCAAUGGGCCAAAUGUACCUGGGACCUAUCAGCAUUUGAUGUGAGUUUAGUGCUGGUGAAACAUUCUGCCUUGAUGACUGGAGGCUGAAGUCCUCUUUUUCUACAAAACAGAAAUCGCAUGAGCGGCAGCAGGUGAAAGGGGAGUGCAGUCUCCAAGAUCCUCCUGAUUCAUUUGCCCCUUUUCUCAUCUUGCCCCCCAAAAAGAGGCUGUGGGUAAGGCCAUGUCGUGGAUCAAAGAAGGAGAGCUGACCAUCAUAGAGAGAUUUUGUGCCAACGUUAUAAAGGCAGGUCCAAUGCCCAGGCAUGUCGCAUUCAUCAUGGAUGGGAAUCGCCGUUAUGCUCAGAAGUGCCACGUGAAGAGGCAGCAGGGGCAUUCAGAGGGCUUCGACAAACUGGCACAGACACUGCGGUGGUGCUUGAAUCUGGAUAUCCGGGAGGUCACGGUCUAUGCAUUUAGCAUUGAGAACUUUAAACGCUCCAAGGAGGAGGUGGAUGGGCUGAUGGAGCUGGCAAGGCAAAAAUUUAGCCGCCUGCUGGAAGAACAGGAGAAUUUGAAGAAGCAUGGUGUGCGUAUCCGUGUCCUUGGGGACCUGCCACUUCUGCCACUGGAUAUUCAGGAAUUGAUUGCCCAGGCUGUGCUGGCAACCAGGAACUACAACAAAUGUUUUCUGAAUGUCUGCUUUGCAUACACGUCAAGACAUGAAAUCAGCAAUGCAGUGAGAGAGAUGGCCUGGGGUGUGGAACAAGGACUACUUGAACCUAGCGAUGUGUCAGAGUCAUUGCUCGAUAAAUGUCUCUACACCAACAAUUCCCCCAACCCAGACCUCCUGAUACGAACAUCUGGAGAGGUCCGACUUAGUGACUUCUUGCUCUGGCAGACAUCCCACUCAUGCCUGGUGUUUCAGUCUGUGCUGUGGCCAGAAUAUUCCUUCUGGAACUUGUGUGAGGCUAUCCUUCGGUUCCAGAUGAACCACAGCGCUUUACAGAAGGCCAGAGAUUUGCACAUGGAGGAAGGGAAGCGGCAGCAGCUGGAAAGUGACCAGGCUUAUGUAACAAACAAGCUGCAACAGGAAGGGUCUGCAUCCCAUGGAGACUCUCAGCGCCGACGGACACUAUUGCAGAAAUGUACUGCCCUGCGGGAAGAGAGAAUCCAGGGCUUUCUGCAGGCUCUGGAGCACAAAAGAGUGGACUUCCUUGAAAGAUUGUGUACAGUGUCUGCAUGACCUGGAUAGGCCUUGUGACGGUGAAUAUGAGCAGUGUUAGAAAUAACACUAUUGCUAGGCCAGAGGAAUUCACUAUGUGGCGGGGGGUUCCACACUGGUGAUGCAGGACUGGUACAAGAUUUUUAUAUCCAAAGUGCCACUAUCCAGAGGGCAGAUCUGGGUUGAGUACUAUGCGGCUUUCUAGUUCUGUAAAUGCCACUGAGGAAGGUAAUGUGUCGGGAUGCCUCCUGCCACUAAAAAUGGAGAAAGAAAUGCUAUGCCCCCUCUCUUAUCUCUGCUGCCUGACACUUUGCAUCUCUGGGUAUUUUUGUGACAAGCAAUUGACUAGAAUUAACUUGAGUCUCCUUGUGAGUCAGCUGAGGCAAAGCUACCCAAUUCUCCCUUAAAUCUGCCUUGGACUCUGUGCUUCAAUUCCUACUGCCACUUUCGGUAAGAUUUUUUUAUUAUAAUAACAUGGGUGGUCAGCUCUUCCAAAGAAGCAUGCUAUUCCCCUUCUGUGUGGAAAGAACUGUUUGUGGUGGGGACAUGCUAUGAGCUGUGGCAAAAAAUAUUCUCCAUAAAUCAUUUUCUUCUUUGCCCUCUUUGCCUUUUUGUUCCAGGUUUUGAUACAUCUGCUGCUGGCUUUCAAAGAGCUGUAGCAAAAUAUAGACUGUCAGCCGUGCUGUAUAGAGAAAGAAGUUGUUACUGCCCCUUAACAUCAUCUUGUACUUGCAUUGUUGUUCCAUCAUCCUUUCUACAGUAUUGAAGCAAGGAAGGGCACAGGUGUCUUCCAAUAUGAGGCAAAAUACUUCUAUUUAUUUAGUAUUUUUUUUAGAGGAGGUGUGGAGAAAGAACAUUACCUGAAUCAAAUACCUUGUUAAAAAGAACUUGUCUGAGGCAGGGAGAGAACUUAGCUAAAGCCAGCUAUGUUAUGAUCUACUAAAUGAGUGUAAAACUCAACCCACGUGUACAGCUUUCCCUUCUGCUUCAGAGUAUUGGGAUGGCCUUAGCUCAAGUACAUGGGGAUUGAGAUCAAUCCAUGUUUCCUAUUCAAUACGGUUUAAAGAUGACAUGUAGAGGCUCUUAACGGGGAUGGUUUGUGUGGCUGUGGAGUAAAUUGAUGAUGGGGAAAGACUCAAAUUGGCACUGUACGACCUGUUUUGAAUUCCCUACUGGCAGGGAGAUGGGCUAGCUGACCUUCUAGUUUUUUCAUCUCUGAUUUAUGUGCUUUUCUAUGGUCAGAACCAUCUGAACACAUCUCCACAACUUGUUCCUGAGGCACGUUCAAAUGCAACAUCAGCUUUUGCUGUUUUUAAUGUGUUCCUUUUACUUCUUGAUAAAAAAAUGCAGAUUUAAAAGAUUAAGUGCUGUAAACAGCACCCUGAAAAUUAUUGUGAAGAUGAUUAAAAUGUCAAACAUGAAUAAAGCAUUAAAAAUGCUUUAUAUUAAAAAGCUGAAAAUUUAAAACUAGAGGAAGCUGCUUUUCUAAGAUUUAAUUAAGAUGAUGCCCGGGUAUAAUGUAAUGUUGUUGUUCCUUAACCAAUGUGCGACUCCCCACUUUAUGCCUGUUAAGAUGGAGUGAAUUGGAAGAUUUUCUGAUUUAUUCUGUUUGGGUGAUGUGCUGGAAACCUGAGACAUUGGCUGAAUAAACCACUUUCCAGUGCA
Dermochelys coriacea (leatherback sea turtle) is the source of this 3256-nucleotide messenger RNA. It is a transcript of the gene DHDDS, whose product is annotated as dehydrodolichyl diphosphate synthase subunit. NCBI's taxonomy places the organism in Eukaryota, Metazoa, Chordata, Testudines, Dermochelyidae. The transcript has 9 exons. Gene Ontology annotation, molecular function: ditrans,polycis-polyprenyl diphosphate synthase [(2E,6E)-farnesyl diphosphate specific] activity. The record is from RefSeq and is a predicted model, not a curated record. Gene Ontology annotation, biological process: polyprenol biosynthetic process. Gene Ontology annotation, cellular component: endoplasmic reticulum; dehydrodolichyl diphosphate synthase complex. The coding region runs from base 611 to 1612 and encodes 333 amino acids.